AUGGAUAAUAACUCUACGUAUUUUCACACUCUAGCUAAUAGAAGGAUGUGUAGGAAAAAUAUUGAUUAUAUUUAUGAUAAUGAUGGUCAUUGGUAUGAUAGUAGAGAUGAUAUAGCUAACAUUCUUGUUUCCCAUUUUAGUUCUGUUAGCUGUUCUUCUUUACAAUAUAUUCCUAAUGAUAUUUUUGAUACUAUACCAACUGUUAACACUGAUGAUCUUUUUGAGUCUUUUACUAAAAUACCUACUACUGAAGAUAUUCUUAAUAAAAUUAAGAAUAUGGCCUCUUGGAGUUCUCCAGGGUCAGAUGGCUUUCAAGCUGGUUUUUAUCAAGCUAAUUGGACUAUUGUAGGUAAUGAUGUGGUACAAGCUGUUCAGAGUUUCUUUACUACUGGUAACAUGCCUAGAAAAUUCAAUAAAACUUAUCUUUCUUUGAUUUCUAAAACUGAUGUUGCUAAACAACCUGUUAAUUUUAGACCUAUAGGUUCCCCUAAGAAAUUUUGUAAGUACAUUGAACAAUGUGUUUCUACUACAAAAAUUUCUAUUUUACUCAAUGGUUCGCCAACUUCUGAGUAUAGCCCUACUAGAGGUUUAAGACACGGGGAUCCUCUAUCCCCUUAUCUAUUUAUCAUUACUAAGGAUUAUUUAUAUAGAUUUAUUAUCCAUGCUUCUUCUAAUCAUGUUAUUGUUGGUGACAAAGCUGCUAGGAAUGCCCCUGCCAUCACUCAUCUCCUUUUUGCAGAUGAUAUUCUAAUUUUCACCAAAGCAGAUAUGCAUAAUGUUGCAGGUAUUCUGGAUACUCUCUCUCUUUUUGGUAAAUAUUCAGGUCAAAUGCUUAAUUUUCGUAAGUCUAGUGUUUACUUUAGUAAUAACAUUAGUCAUGCUACUAGAAUUGCUCUAUUUAAUGCUCUUGACAUGACAGAAAUGAAAGAUUCAGACAAAAAGAUUCUAUCUAGAGACAAUUUCUGGCGGGGAAAGGAUGGUAGUGGUAAAGGCAUUUACUUUAUAGGAUGGGAUAAGCUACGAAUUCCUAAGGCUCUUGGUGGCUUACGUUUUCGAAAUUUGGAAAACCUAAAUACUGCUUUACUGUCUAAGGUUGCUUGGAAAGCCUGCAACGAAGAAGACACCCUUUGUUAUAAGGUUCUUAAAGCUAAAUAUUAUAAGAAUGAUAAUAUACUUCACCUAGAUAAACUUAAGGAUGAUUGUUCUUGGUUAUGGAGAAGCAUUUAUUCUGGACUUGAAGUUGUUCAAAAACAUGCUAGAUGGUUAGUUAAAAGUGGUACCAAGAUUAAUAUUUGGCUAGAUAAUUGGGUUAUAGGUCUUAAUAGCGCACCUGUUAAAAGUGGUACCAAGAUUAAUAUUUGGCUAGAUAAUUGGGUUAUAGGUCUUAAUAGCCCAGUUGUGGGAUCUUCUAGUUAUGAAAAUUAUACUUUUGUUUGUGAUCUAUUCUUGUCAGGUACUAGACAAUGGAAUGAAAAUAUUAUAAAUGCUCUCUUUUCUCAUGAUUGUGCCAAUUUAAUUUUAAGUAUGAUAAUUCCUCCUACAAGUAAAGAUACUUUGAUUUGGUGUCAUGAUAGAAAAGACAAUUUUUCAGUUAAAAGUGCCUAUAAUACUAUUUGUUUUGAUGAAGUGAAUUCUGUUGUUGUUGUUGGUAGUAUUAUCCCAACAGAUUCUAACAUUCCUGGUUUUUGUUUAGCUGAAGAAUCUCUUGUUUGCAGGAUUUGUAGGCCACCAGAAAAGGAUUUUGUGAAAGUUAACAUAGAUGGUUCCUAUACCUUUAACACAAAAAAAGGGAGUGUUGGACUAAUUAUUCGUAAUCAUGCAGGGGACUGCCUAGGAGCUAAAGGGAAAAGCUUUACUGAGGAAGUGGAAGAAUGCAAAGAAAUGGAACAAGCAGUGGAUUGGAUGGAGGAAUUGGGAUUAACAAAGGUCAUCUUUGAGAUGUAUUGUGAAAUACUAGUAAAAUCUAUAACUGAUGAAGAACUACAAGUUCAUUGGUAUAAUCAAACUCUUCUCCAAGUUAUUAAGAAUAAAUUUAGAAAUAAUCAGUUUUGA
Molecule: messenger RNA, 2052 nt
Organism: Papaver somniferum (opium poppy)
Lineage: Eukaryota; Viridiplantae; Streptophyta; Magnoliopsida; Ranunculales; Papaveraceae
Exons: 6
Coding region: 1-2052 (683 amino acids)
Molecular function (GO): RNA-DNA hybrid ribonuclease activity; nucleic acid binding
Source: RefSeq, a predicted model, not a curated record